AUGUUAUCUAAUCUAUUGAAACGAACAUUGAAUUUUUCAUACAACUCAAAAAGGUUGUUUUAUACUCGACCUGACAUAACCAUGGGUUGGACAGAUAUUCCUCAAGCACAGAAUCUCAUUCCUUUUGUAGUAGAACAAACGGGACGUGGCGAACGUUCAUAUGACAUCUUCUCUAGACUAUUGAAAGAACGCAUUAUCUGUUUGAAUGGCCACGUAUCGGACGGUAUGGCCUCAGUUAUUGUUGCUCAAUUAUUGUUUUUGGAGGCUGAAAAUCCAGAGAAACCUAUUCAUUUAUAUAUCAAUUCUCCUGGAGGCAGUGUUACUGCUGGUAUGGCUAUCUAUGAUACGUAUAUCCAAUCCCCCGUGUCUACCUUGUGCCAUGGACAAGCGUGUUCCAUGGGAUCACUUUUACUGGCAGCAGGCGAACCUGGGAAACGAUUUGCUUUACCUAAUGCAUCAGUGAUGAUUCAUCAACCAUCUGGGGGUGCGGCUGGCCAAGCCUCUGAUAUUGCUAUCCAUGCUCGGGAAAUCUUACGGGUACGUGAACGAUUGAAUAGAAUUUAUCAACAACAUACAGGUAUCAGAGAUUUGGAAACGAUUGAAAAAAUGAUGGAACGGGAUUAUUUUAUGACCGCGGAUGAAGCCAAGAAUUUUGGUUUGAUAGAUCAAGUGUUAGAAAAACGAAUUUUGAAAAAACAAGAUGAAUAA
Molecule: messenger RNA, 708 nt
Organism: Halteromyces radiatus
Lineage: Eukaryota; Fungi; Mucoromycota; Mucoromycetes; Mucorales; Cunninghamellaceae
Product: Clp protease
Exons: 6
Coding region: 1-708 (235 amino acids)
Biological process (GO): protein quality control for misfolded or incompletely synthesized proteins
Cellular component (GO): endopeptidase Clp complex
Molecular function (GO): ATP-dependent peptidase activity; serine-type endopeptidase activity; ATPase binding
Source: RefSeq, a predicted model, not a curated record